UUUUUGUAGGCAUUGCUGUCCUAGAAGACACAAUUUUCUCUGUAGAUAGUAAGGUAAAGGGAAUAAAUAUAGAGUAGAAUCGAAUUUCCUGGUGUUUUGGGAAUUGUCUUAAAUAGAGAAGAUUGAUAAUGUUCUGUUUGCAAGUAGAUAAUUGAUUAAAUUUUAAAAAUAAAGCCCAUAGUUUGAGUUGUAGUUUUAGGAGAUGGUCAUAAAAGAGUCAUCACCAGGCUUUGUCCUAGUAGCUGUCUGUAGAUAAGUAUAGGAGUUGGCCUUCAUAUCUGCUGCUUAGAUUUUGCUCUUCUUCAACAAACUAACUAGCACCGUUAUUGUCCUCCAUCAUUUGCUUGACUUCAUCUUCUUCCCUGGCAACUCAAUGAGAUUCAAUGCUAAAGAUCUGGCUUUGCUGGCCAAGCGACCAUCAGGUUGUUUUGACAAGGAAGGAAAACUGAAGAUCUGCAGAGUGGUCGGGGAUGAAAAAUUAAUAGAACCGAGAGAGAGAUGGUGCCGACUGAAAGGAAAUCUGCUCUUUCUAAUGAAAAAUAAGAGUUCUGAAGCCUCCGAAGUGGUAAUCCUGGAGCGGUGCUGGGUUGUGGAGUUCAGAAGUAAAACAGAUGUUUCAAUAAUUCUCAAAUUUCAGAGUGGAGAACCAGAUCUUUACCUUGAAGCCGCAUCUAAGUCAGACUGUGAAGCUUGGGCUGUGGCCCUGGGAGAGGCAAACUCAGAAGGUUUGAGGAAUAAAAUUCAGCAGCUCCGGAAACUGAUCAUGGAAAUCAAAGAGGAGAGAACAUCAGAUGAAGCCCGCCAGUUUCUCCCUUCAUCACAAGUAGACACUUUAGGAGAGCCACAGUUUACGAGUAUUCAGAGGAUUGCAAAUGAGCCAAAGUUGGAGUUCAGUCUUGCAUGCAAGGGUCUAGUGGCUGCUACCCGUGAUCGGAAGCUGAAUACGUUUAUACAAGUCUCAGUGGUACAUCCAGCAGAGCACAUUUUGACGAGGUAUUCAAGCACUGAAAUCGUGGAGGGAACAAGAGAUCCCCUGUUUUUGACUGGUGUGACAUUCCCACCGGAGUACCCCAUCUAUGAGGAGACGAAAAUAAAACUAACGGUCUAUGAUGUCAAAGAUAAAUCUCAAGACACGGUCCGCACCAGUGUCCUACCUGAUCACAAGGAGCCAAGAGCAGAUACUGGACGAAGCUUCCUGGGCUGUACAACUUUUAGAGUAGGAGACUUGGUGAAGUCAAAGGAGCAACAGCUGACCCUUACCCUCAGAACUUCUGAUGGUGGGAAGACAGUCGGUACCAUUGAAGUCAACCUUGUGAAGAUGGGAGAGUUCGAAGACGGGGAAAUGGACCACAUCACAACAGAUGCACAGGAUCAAAAGUUCCUCUGUUUUCUGCCCUUGAAGUCCUGUUCAUGUGGAUUUCUAAGUGCAACCUGUGCCCACAAUACUGAAAACCUGGAAAGAAUGACAGACAGGCGAGCCAAAGAAGAGUGUGCAUUGGUUCGUGAGUGUACAGCCCCUGAAGGCCUAAGUGGCAAAGACAACUUGCCUUCUUUAAAUGCAGUGUUAAAAAAUCCGAUCUGUAAGUUAUAUAGAUUCCCUACUUCUGACAACAAGUGGAUGAGGAUCCGGGAACAGAUGGCUGAGACCACUCUCUCUUUCCAUGUUCCUAAAGAACUGAUCAAUCUGCACAUAAAGGAGGAUAUGAGAAGGAAUCAGGAACUUAAAGACUUGGGAGAACUUGCUCCUCACUGGGACAAUAUGCGUAAAAGUGUUAUUGCACACUGUGAUCAGAUGUUGAGCAUGUAUCAGGAUACUCUUGCAGAGCUUGGGAAGCAUACAGGUUCUUCCUUCAAAUCAAGCUGUAGCAAAGGAGAAAAAACAUUGGAAUUCAUCCCAAUAAAUCUCCAUUUGCAAAGAAUGCAUGUGCAUAGUCCUCGAUUGAAAGAUGCUUUGUAUGAUGUAAUCACCGUGGGAGCCCCAGCAGCACAUUUCCAGGGAUUUAAGAAUGGUGGUCUCCGAAAACUGCUGAGUAAAUUUGAGGCAGAAAGGCGAAAUACUGGAUACCAGUGUAUUUACUAUUCACCUGAAAACACAGCCAAGGCAAAAGAAGUACUCAGCAACAUCAAUCAUCUACAACCUCUCAUAUCAAGCCAUGCAGACCUACUGCUUAAUUCUGCAAGCCAGCAUUCUCCAGACAGCUUGAAGAACUCUUUAAAGAUGCUUUCAGAAAAAACAGAGUUAUUUGUACACGCAUUUAAGGAUCAGCUGGUCAGAAGUGCCCUUUUAGCACUAUACACAGCCCGACCCGGCUGUGUCCUCAAGAAACCAGCUGUGCCUAGAAGCAGUGCAGAAGAGGGUGAUGACCUAAAGCAUCAGGAUCAUCCGUCUCAGAUUAAAAGACAGGACUCUAUACCCCAUCAUUCUGAGUAUGAUGAGGAAGAGUGGGACAGGGUGUGGGCCAACGUUGGGAAGAGUUUAAACUGUGUUAUUGCCAUGGUGGACAGACUGCUUGAAAAAGACAACAGCAGCAAAAUUAAAGAAGGUGAAAGUGACCCCUCAGCAGCAGAUUGCAAGGUGUUGCAUGCAGGUGGUGACUGGUAUGAACAACUUUAUCCCCUGGUGAUUACACUGAAGGACUGCAUGGGAGAGGUGGUGACCAGAGCGAAGCAGUCAAUGGCGUUUGUCCUGCUCCAGGAACUUGCCUGUGGUUUGCCACAAUGUUUGAUGCUGACCCUGAGGAGAGACAUUGUCUUUAGUCAAGCACUCGCUGGAUUGGUCUGUGGGUUUAUAAUCAAGUUGCACACGAGUUUACAUGAUCAAGGAUUUUUACAACAGCUUCAUACUGUUGGGUUACUUGUGCAAUAUGAAGGACUCCUUAGCACAUAUAGUGAAGAAGCAGGGAUGCUAGAAGACAUGGCUGUGGGAAUUUCAGAUUUGCAGAAAGUAAUGUUUAAAGUCAUUGAAGCCAAAUCAGAAGAUUUUUUGCCUAUUAUAACUGGAAGGCGUGAACAUUAUGUUAUAGAGGUCCAGCUUCCAGCAAAGAUGUUUGAGCUGCUGCCACAAGAGAUUAAAGAAGGAAAGCUACUUCGCAUGUAUCCAGUACUCUUUAAUGUUGGAAUCAAUGAACAGCAAACACUUGCAGAAAGGUUUGGAGAUACCACUUUGCAAGAAAAUAUUAACCAGGAAAACCUAGAACUUCUAAAAGAAUAUUACAACCUGUUUACGGAAAAAAUGCCUCCUGAUUGCCUCCCGCACUUUCAAGAACAAAAUGAUUUAAAGGGAUUACUAGAAAACCUUCAUCAGAAUAUCCAGGCCAAGAGGAGAAAGAACGUAGAAAUCAUGUGGCUGGCUGCAACGAUUUGCCGCAAGCUGAAUGGUGUCCGUUUCACCUGUUGCAAAAGUGCCAAAGACCGGACAUCCAUGUCAGUGACGCUGGAGCAGUGCUCCAUCUUGAGGGACGAGCAUCAGCUUCACAAAGAUUUCUUUAUUAGGGCGCUGGAUUGCAUGAGAAGCAGACAAACCCAGGGAGCACUGAAUGAAUCGGAUGAUCCCGAAACAGGCUGUCUAACUGAUAACAAGCCAACUUCUCGACACUUCUAUCCUGUCGCCUUGCUGCUUGUCAGCUCACACUUGCUGGUUGUGUGGCUUAUUUUAAGUCUUGCUUUGCUAUUAGCCAAAUAUCAAUAAACUUCACUUGUGUUCCUUUCUUUUCUACAAACAGCAACAAGCUAACUUUAGAAAAAUAAAUUAUGCUGUAAUAUUUCUACAGUUUCAGACCCCAAGGAUUCAUCUUUAAGAUACAAAUGUCUGAAAUGUACUGGUUUUGUUAUUUUUUUUCUGAACUCUGAGAAGUAUACUAUGCAUUGAGUGAAUUGAUUUGCUCUUUCUGUCCAUGGUAAAGCUUUCCCACUGUAAUUAGCUCAAAGAAAGCCCACUUACAAUGCUGUCACUGUGUAUACAAGAAGAUGUGGAAUCCUGAAUGCUUGAACCCCUCUUUCCAGAGUAACUAGUAUGACAAAAAUUAAAAAUGGAUUUGCACAAUACAGACUAACCCCCAGACCAAUAUUAUAGGGUGGUGGUUUGUAAGAGUUAAUUUUAUUGUGUUAUUUUCAUUGUUAUUAUCAGCUGAUGGGAUAUUUUUGUUCAAGAAAUGGUUAUUUAUUUGCUACAACUAACCCUUUUCUGUCAAGUAACCAACUGGAAUAGAGCAAGUUCUGUUUUGUAAUUAAAUUAACCUGUUUGUAAUUGUUGCUUUAGUUGCUUUUGCUUUCAAGACACUUUUAUAUUAUUUUUAACUAAGUCCUGUUUAUGUCUUGAUGCACCACUUUGGCACUUGUGACUUUUGUACUGUAUGUGAACAUCCUUCCUUUAUAAAGCAGAGAGUUGGAUUGGGCUGUUUGAAAAGCCAUUCUCUCCUUUUUUUCUUUUUUUUUUUUUUCAUUGCAAAGCUGAAAAUAGGGGAAAUGAAGCAGAGAGAAAACUUUCCUUCAGAAAUCUAUAGGGCCAGACUUAAUAAAAUGCCUUAUUCCUAGAAUACGCAUUUUUAUGGCAACAUGUACUCUGACGUAUACAGUACACAAUUUGAAAAAGUAUUAGAAGGCUUAAAAGGCAAAUAUAUUUCUGGAAUUAAAAUGAAAUGUAUCAUUAUUUAAUUUUUCUAACUGAACCUUAAACCUCAAGGGCAAAUAUAUUAGGGGGAAACAAAUCUUAUCACCUAUUUCUGAGGGCAAUAACUGUACUGGGCCUGGCCUUAGAUUUAAUUUUGUAAGAUGUAUCAUCACUUGUGGAAAACAAAAAUGUAGAGUUGAAUCUUUGUUAUUUUUACUUCAACUGUUGCUGAAACUCUGCAAUGAACAAAUAAAGCUUAUUUAUUUAUUC
Molecule: messenger RNA, 4879 nt
Organism: Oxyura jamaicensis (ruddy duck)
Lineage: Eukaryota; Metazoa; Chordata; Aves; Anseriformes; Anatidae
Gene: INPP4B
Product: inositol polyphosphate-4-phosphatase type II B
Exons: 29
Coding region: 374-3688 (1104 amino acids)
Cellular component (GO): cytoplasm
Molecular function (GO): phosphatidylinositol-3,4-bisphosphate 4-phosphatase activity
Source: RefSeq, a predicted model, not a curated record